AUGAAAGAUCAUAUUAAAGAAAAAUUAGAUGCCGAUGAACUUUGUGUUAGUAUGCUCCAGAAAUCUGAAGAAAAGGGUUUAACAUUUGAUGAUUUAUGGAAUAAAAAGAUAAAUUCUGCUGCAAGUACUGAAAAAGAACGUAUGGCUUUAAACAGUAUUUGGGUUCAAUCGGUCAUUAAAACUAUAUUUGAUGAAAAACAUCUUUCUAUAAAAAUUGAUUCAGAAGUUAUAGAAACGUGA
This is a messenger RNA of Funneliformis caledonium, 240 nucleotides long. The record is from the annotation of a GenBank genome assembly. Lineage: Eukaryota; Fungi; Glomeromycota; Glomeromycetes; Glomerales; Glomeraceae.